GCAAGAAAGGAGACUUCAACCCCUUCAACUAUCCACUUCCUUCACUAUAUAUAUAAGGCAAGCUAGCUAGGUAAAUAACAUCACCAAAGGCUAAGAAAUAGAAUUAGCUAGGGACAAGAUGAACAACAAAAGCAUGAAUAAUGUAAACCACCUUCUUCUUCUCCUCCUUUUCUUUGUUGUAACCGUAGUUUCCCAAGGCCAUGCACCCUUCUCCAUAGUCAAAGAGAAGGUCACACACCUUCAUUUCUUCUACCAAGAAAGACUCACUGGAGACAACCCUACUGCCGUGCUGGCUGCCAAGCCCAAAGACACCAGAGUCGAUCCCUCAAAUCUUUUACCAUUUGGGGCAGCGUAUGUCCUUGAGGCACCUCUCACUGAAGGGCAAGACCCAAACUCAAAGGUUGUAGGAAAAGCACAAGGACUUGGAGUGUCUGCAGAUCAGGACACCACCAUAGUUGUGUUUAUGGUGGACUAUGGGUUCACUUCCGGUGAGUUCAGUGGUAGUUCUUUCAGUGUGAUGUCAAGAAACCCAUUAUUGGAAACAGACAGAGAACUUGCUAUUGUUGGUGGCCGUGGGAAGUUUAGGAUGGCACGUGGGUUCGCUACUCUACAUACAAACUACAUGAAUAUUACUUCCGGGUUUUUUACUGUUGAGUAUCAUGUUGUUCUUUUUCAUUAUGAAUAAGAAUAACUAGUUAGUGUGAUAUUCAUGGCUUUGGCUAUGGGCUUCUUAUUUCCUUGAAUAAAUUCAGUGUUGUAAUAUUACUUUUGUAAGUCUGUAAGUGUCGAUGUUAUGAAUAAUAAGAGAUUUUCAAGAUGUUGUUUGAUUUU
This is a messenger RNA of Dioscorea cayenensis subsp. rotundata (Guinea yam), 831 nucleotides long. Its product is annotated as dirigent protein 4-like. NCBI's taxonomy places the organism in Eukaryota, Viridiplantae, Streptophyta, Magnoliopsida, Dioscoreales, Dioscoreaceae. The record is from RefSeq and is a predicted model, not a curated record. Bases 119 to 685 code for a protein of 188 amino acids. The transcript has a single exon.